This is a messenger RNA of Daphnia carinata, 636 nucleotides long. RefSeq names its product nucleoside diphosphate kinase-like. Bases 76 to 540 code for a protein of 154 amino acids. Gene Ontology annotation, molecular function: nucleoside diphosphate kinase activity. NCBI's taxonomy places the organism in Eukaryota, Metazoa, Arthropoda, Branchiopoda, Diplostraca, Daphniidae. Gene Ontology annotation, biological process: CTP biosynthetic process; GTP biosynthetic process; UTP biosynthetic process. The record is from RefSeq and is a predicted model, not a curated record. The transcript has 5 exons.
UGGCUUUUUGCUCAGAUACUCAUUCACCUCGUGGCUGUCUUGCAGUAAUUUCCUAGUUUUAACUUUCAUACCAAUAUGUCGGGAAAUCAGGAAAGAACCUAUCUGAUGAUCAAGCCUGAUGGUGUCCAACGAGGACUAGUCGGCGAAAUCAUCAAGAGAUUCGAACAGAAAGGCUUCAAAUUGGUUGCACUCAAGUUUGUCCAGCCUACCGAAGAACUGUUGCAAAAACAUUAUGCUGAUUUAUCUGGUCGUCCUUUCUUUCCUGGUUUGGUUAAAUACAUGGCAUCUGGACCAGUUGUUGCUAUGGUCUGGGAGGGGUUGAAUGCAGUCAAAACUGGUCGUCAAAUGUUGGGUGAAACUAACCCUGCCGACUCCAAACCUGGUACUAUCAGAGGAGAUUUCUGCAUCCAAGUUGGAAGGAACAUUAUGCAUGGAUCUGACUCUGUUGAAAGUGCCAACAAGGAGAUUGCACUUUGGUUCAAGGACGAAGAACUUGUGUCUUGGCAGCCAGCUGACAAAUGCUGGGUCUAUGAAGACUAACUUUAUUUACCACAAUUUUAUUUGAACCAUGGCUGUUGCUUUGCAGAGUGAUUGUGGUUUUCAAUUAUAAGAAGAAUAAAAAGUUGAACUGUAAAA